GAGCGAACUGGGAAGCGCCGGCAGCGAAGGCCGCCAAGCUGGCGCUUCGGCACAUGACGGCAGCAUGCGCGCAUGCCCGCUCAGCGACCGGCUGGGCUCGGGCGGCAGGAUGUCCUCCUUCCGCCAGCUGGCGCAGUCCCCCAAGACCAGCGGCGUGGAGGACCAGGGGGAGACGACGGGGGGCAGCGGUGGCCGCUCCGGUGGCGAGCAGGGGCCGCCUUCCAAGGAGGCCCGCUCCUCCUCCUGCACCAUCACCACCAACCGCCAGGGGCAGCAGGCGCUUGGGGACAGUUGUGUGCUGUCUGCGGAGCACAGGUUCACGCCCGGGGGAUCGAUCCAGUCAUCGCUGCAGGACACUCAGGACAACUCGCUCGGCACCUCAACGCAGUUUGGCGUCAGCCUCAAUCAAGACCUGCAGAACGUGCUAUCGCCGCGUUAAUUCACUUGAUAGCAUGAGUAAGGGCGCUUCAGAAGUCUGGCAAUUGCUGUGGCCGAAGUGAGGCUGCUCUCAGCGCAGAUCCAAGUUUUUAAAAGCAGCAGCGGGAGCCGAUUUGUGCUGCCGUCUUUUGGUGGUAUCGGGAUCUUGGGCAAGGCUCUGUUGUGCAAGUGGUGGCAUUCCAUGGAGUUGCGUUAUGGGUGGGCAUGGCGUGGCAGAGGGACGAAGGGUAGCAAGGCAAGGGGAUGAGCAUGGUUGUCUCAAAGUUGGUUGGAAGUUCUGGGAGCACCGAGGCAGCCAAGAGUUUUGAGUCUGGUCGUUUGAGUAUUGUCCGCAUCUGCAUGUCUCUGCCGUAUUGCCGUCCCUGCUCUUGCUCUAUGUGUUAUUCUCAGGAACACGUUCCGUGCAGUGCCCGUCAAUUUAAUUUCUCUUUUUGUGUGGGUCCUUGCCACGCCAGCUGCAAUAGUCAUCACAAGGCGCUUUUGUGAGGGAGGUUAGCGUAUGGAAGGCGCAGGUAUUAUUGGAUUUGUACAAAAAAAAGGUUGGUUGCAGUGGAUUGCUGGCAGGGAAUUUCUCUGGUCUGCGAAGCUUCCAGCAGUAUGGUUGCUGUGGGAUUGUGGCGAUCACUAUUCUUUUCUUUGAGGCGGAAGUUGUGCGGCCGUGUACGAUACAGGGCCCCCCCUUGAGACAUGAGGAUCUCCAACGCAGAAAAGGGCACUAUGACAUACAGACUCUGAUCUCAGAUGCACUUCUGCACAAGGCCCAAUUACCCACGCUACUAUUUGAGAGCACAAGAACGGUAGUGAGCCUUGAACAUGAGUUUCUGUAUUAAGUGGCCCAACAGUGCAGUGCAUUGGACUGUCACCUUUUGCUUUGUGUUUGUUUUCUGCAUCCCCCCUCUGUCAUUGAAGCAGCCAUAGGCCCAGUGGAGCGCUCAGCGUUAAAGGCUGGGGUGUGCAUUCCGAUGGUAUGGUUGAAUCUGUUUGAUCUAGUUGAGAGCUGAUCAGGCCUGCAUGUUGGCACAAGCUAAUCAGAGAGCUCACAGGGCCUCAUGAAAUAUAAUGAGGUUAUGUUUCAUGAGGAGUUUGCAUACCGGGCAGCAUGCUCAGGACAAAUCCUGAUUGGCAGGAGGUUGCGGGGAGGGGUUUUUGUUGCGUGAAGGAUUUGCAAAUCGGAUUUGCCGCUUGGAAAGUUGUGAUUGGUGGGUUGAUAAGGUUGGCUCGUGUCACAAUCAGACCCAUAUAUGCUGUCUUCCAGUCUCAUGAGCGAUAAGUUAUGAAUGUGACUAGCUAGCGCACAUAUGUUGACAGUGAGCAGUCUUGCUGGCGGUAUUGCAAGACAAAGUGUGAUGGUCCUCCCAUCGCAUGAUGUAGUUGGUGUCACCGGAGACUUUUAUUUGCUUUGUGUCAACAAGUUCUAUAGAUCUGGAACUUAUAUGAUCUCUAUAUCUAGACCAUGAGUGGUACUGGUCGCUUGGAUUGCUUUGGGGCCAAUAGACUACUCACAUGGUGUAAGUUAAUUUUGUUCAAUG
Messenger RNA from Coccomyxa subellipsoidea C-169, 1967 nucleotides. RefSeq lists its product as hypothetical. The transcript has 2 exons. The coding region runs from base 54 to 500 and encodes 148 amino acids. The record is from RefSeq and is a predicted model, not a curated record. NCBI's taxonomy places the organism in Eukaryota, Viridiplantae, Chlorophyta, Trebouxiophyceae, Coccomyxaceae.